AUGAGGGACACUCUGCAGCUCCAGGAAGCCUUUCAGCUGGCGCAGAAGCCUCGCCAGAACCAGGCGAAGCUCGUCGUGUCUCUGAAGAACACCUACGCUCAGCUGGAGGAUAAAGAGGAGUUCCAUGAAAAGUUCAUCCAUUUCCUCAAGUAUGCUAUGGUAGUCUACAGACGGGAACCAGCUGUGGAGCAAGUGAUCGAUUUCGUGGCUAAGUUUGUUACUGAGAACAAACAUGGUAGUGAGGAGGAAGAAGAAGAAAAUUUACUUCUGAGUUAUGUGUUUAAAUUUCUGCUGGAGUCUCACAAUGCAAACAGCCAUGUAGUCAGGUUUCGAGCAUGUCAGCUUCUUAACAAGAUUUUGGGAAACAUGCCUGAGGAUGCCCAGAUUGAUGAUGACCUCUUUGAUAAAAUCAAUGAAGCUAUGCUGACUAGACUUAAAGAUAAAUUUUCCAGUGUGAGGAUUCAGGCUGUCUUGGCCCUGUCAAGACUUCAGGAUCCUACGGAUGUAAACUGCCCUGUUGUUACUAUUUACAACACAUUGCUGGAAAAUGAUUUAAACUCAGAAGUCAGACGUGCAGUGCUGUCGUGUAUUGCUCCAUCAGCAAGGACUUUGCCAGUAAUCGUGGGUCGCAUUAUGGAUGUAAAGGAAGGUGUCAGGAAGUUGGCAUAUGGGGUUUUGGCAGAAAAAGUUCACAUAAGAGCUCUGUCAAUAGCACAGAGAGUAAAAUUGCUGCAACAAGGACUUAAUGACAGAUCUGGUGCUGUUAAGGAGGUAGUGAAGAAGCUACUUCAAGCCUGGUUACGAUACACUGAAGGAGAUCUUUUAGAGUUGCUUCAUCGACUUGAUAUAGAAAACUGCCCAGAAGUGGCCUUCCCAGUGCUAAAUGCAUUGUUUUCAUUAUCCCCACUUCAUGACAUUGUUCAGAACUGUAAAAGCCUUGACAGCAGAAAACUGAUUCCAUUGGAAGACUUAACAGCUGAGAAUGUGUUACAUUGGAGAUGUCUCUGUGAAUAUCUGAAAUCAAAAGGUGAAGAAGGUGAAGAGCUACUGGAACAGAUAUUACCAGAUCCACCUGUAUAUGCAGAUUACUUAUUAAGUUACAUUCAAAAUAUGCCAGUUCUCAGUGAAGAAGAAAAAGAAGACUUUAAUUGUUUUGAGAACCUGAUGACAAAGGAAUUUAUAGGCCAGCAACUGAUAAGUAUCAUAGGCUGCAUGGAUACUGCGGAAGAGGGAGGAAG
This is a messenger RNA of Acanthisitta chloris (rifleman), 1238 nucleotides long. RefSeq names its product condensin complex subunit 3-like. The record is from RefSeq and is a predicted model, not a curated record. NCBI's taxonomy places the organism in Eukaryota, Metazoa, Chordata, Aves, Passeriformes, Acanthisittidae. The annotation marks the transcript as partial. The transcript has 8 exons. Gene Ontology annotation, cellular component: condensed chromosome; condensin complex; cytoplasm. Gene Ontology annotation, biological process: mitotic chromosome condensation.